Molecule: messenger RNA, 2048 nt
Organism: Nothobranchius furzeri (turquoise killifish)
Lineage: Eukaryota; Metazoa; Chordata; Actinopteri; Cyprinodontiformes; Nothobranchiidae
Source: RefSeq, a predicted model, not a curated record
UGUGUGUGUGCACGCGGCGCGCGCCUACCAGUCAGUCGGCUGUGUGUAUGUGUGUGAGAGUGAGUGUGUGUGUGCGUGUGUGUCUGAAUGUGAGUGAGUUUAUGUUAUUUUUUCAUACAUUGUAAAUCUCAACACGCUCGAGGUAAACGGCGGCUGGUAGGAGGCAGCUUCCGGGGAGAAAAUUCAAAACUGACUCAACUCUGAUGAACUCGAACGUAACAAAGUUUGCUAGGAGCCGCUCGUGAAAACAAGCCGCAUCUACGCAGUUUAUUCGGUGCGCCAGCGGCUGUAGUUAGCGGCGGUUUUUAAGCUAGCUUAAGAACCGGCAACCGUCACCCGAAAGUCGGUUCUAAGAUGCUAAAGACGCUGACGAAGAAGCUGAGAAGACACUCGCUCAAUGAGAUUCAUCCUUUCCAGCUGAAGAUUUCCUAUCAUGGGGGUGGAGAGGGAGGGGAGAGCGAUGACUCAGAGGGUGAGAACCAGGAGCUGGCUCAGAUUGACAGAGAGAGACGGAGAAAUUGCGCCCUGACCCCUUUGGCCACCAGCCAGCAGCAUAACCAGGGCCCUCUCUCUCCUGCCCGGUUACGGCGCCUCCGCCUCCUUUUAGACUCUAACCUGGACCGUCACUCGUCAGAGGAAGAACUGGAGCGAAUCAGCUGUGGCGACAGCAGGAAGUGGAUGUCCACGUGCCACAACGAUCACCACAGCAGCGCCUCAAGUGAUGAGGAAGUUCGGGACCUCUGCGGCUGUAGGUCACCUCCUGCCUCAGUCAGGCCGCUGGUGGAGCCCGGCGCCUGCCUCGCUGCGUCUCCCAGCCCCAUACUCUUCAGUUCCAGCCCUCCACGUAACCUCAAGCAUCCUCCAAUGAGAUUUCAACUUCAGGUGGUUCCGCCUAUCACACGGCCCAUCAUUCUGGCCCACUUUGACCAAUCAGCACCUUACAGGAAGUAUCGACACAGCUACAGCGGAGAGCCCGGGAGACCCAGCCUGGAUCUGGAAAAGAUGCAACAGAAAAUGCUGCUGAAGAAGAACGGCGGCGGGAAAACGCGGACCAUGAAGAUUCGGAACCUGACCAGCAGCCGUCCUACACCCAGGUACACGCACGACCCGUCCAGCUUCGCCUUCCGCUCCCUGAGCACAGCGCCGCCCUGCAGUCCCCUCGCUGCGUCCGAGGACCCUCUUUGCUCUUAAGUGAAUGUCCCUCCCCCUGCCACACGCUGGCUCAACACCUCCUCGAUCCCAGCUGGCUGCUUUUUUUGUGGCUUUGGAGCAAGUUCAGAAAAACAGACAAUAAAACUGACCGCUGGGAAGUCAUUUGAACUGUUGCACUCUCAGGUAAUCCCUCCGUCUCUUUGACCACUGCAGAAAUCAGAAGCGUUUGGAGAAAAACACGAUUCCCUAGCUAAAGCUUCCCAUGGGUGUUCGCUGUACGUAAAGCACUAACAGGAAGUUCGUAUUGAGGAGAAUGAUGCAUGUUAGACAAUCAAGUGGUCCCAGGGUUUCCUCCUUUGCCACUCCCUAUGUCAACAAGGCGAGCGAGUCACCCACUACCGUACUGUUUAAAACAAGACCGCUGUGGCAUUUAUCUGUCUGAAAACUACACCUAUGGAGGUGUUAUGCUAUAAGGUCCAGCUAUAUUAAACGGAUGAGUGUAGGGGUCACUUGUAGUUCAGGUCAGAAUGAUCCUCUCUAUGUUUUGCAUGAAUUCCACUUUUGCGCAGAAAGACCUGUGGAACGAUAAUGAGCGUAGUUUGCAGCACUUUUGGCUAAACGAUGUUGAUAGCCUGUUCGUAGUGUGCCAUUUAUAUGUGACUCAACGGGCUGGUCUAGCUCUGGCACGCCAGUGUCUGACGUUCUCUUAAUGCCUUGAGCUGACAUUCCUGUUGUAUUAAAGUCAAUGGCAGGUACUUCUCAGCUGCUGAGUUCAGUAAACACAACGCCGCCACUGUAACUAAGAUUUAGCCGAACUGAAUGUAACUUUGUGACUUCAGUUUUUGUCCUUUGUUGCACAAAGAAACAAACGAAUAAAUUUGCUGUGGCCUCUUGUC